AUGGCGCUUCUUCCAUGGGAGGUUGAGGAAGAUAUAUUGUCUCGAAUUCCACCUCAAUCUCUUCUUCAGUUAAGAUCAGUUUGCAAAGGGUGGAAUGUUCUUUUGUCUGAAAAGAGUUUCGUCAAGAACCACUUCGCUCGUGCCCGUCCUCAUUUCAUCUUCCUGUCAAAUUCCAACAUUUAUUCCAUAGAAAUCAUCGGUCUCGAUGGAGCUGACCCAACGAUUAAGUUGCAUGAGCUAUCCUCAUCUGGUAUUCCUUACCAGGAAUUGAAUUUUAAUGAUGUCACCAUCACUUCUUGCGAUGGGUUCUUGUUUUGUAAUAAUGGGAUUUGUCCAACAGGGACAGCGCUUUGGAAUCCGUGGUUGAGACAGAUCAAAUGGGUCGACCACAAGGAUAAAGGUUUCUGGCCUUGUGGCGUAGGAUAUGAUAAUACUAGACCCGAAAAGGUUUACAAGAUAUUGGGGUAUUUUCUGUCCCGUGAUGUCAAAAGAAUCCACCACCAGAGAGUUGCGAUCUACGAGUGUGCGUCUCAUACAUUCAAGUUUAUUGAUACACCUGACGAGGACCGGCCAUUAACCCACGUGAAACGAUAUAGUGUGCCCUUGAACGGAAAUCUCAAUUGGCUACGUGCUAUGUUCCGGGGUACUGGUGACAUUUUUAUCGGAUGCUUUGAUUUCUCGAGGGAAAUAUUGAAACCCUUGUGUCUCGCUCCGUGUCGGACGUUUGAUACAUUUGAUCAUCUUGUCCUCCAAGCUUUCACUGAAAAUAGGGUGGUUGUCAUGAUUCCUGGUCUUGUUUUGUCCUUCCCAUACCAGUCUCAGAGCCGGCCUCAUAACAUCCCUCCAUCACUGGACGGUUUUUCUAAGAAUGAUAUAGAGAAGAAUUGUGAGCAUAUUUACGGAGUUACCCAUGAUCAUUGGCUCCCUGAAGAGACAAGGUUGGCUAUUACUUGGGUGUUGUGGGCAGUGUGGAAAUACAAAAACAAUUUUAUUUUCCAAAGCAAACAAGGAGAUGUGAGGGAGAUGGUUAUGAAAGCACAAAAAGAUGCUCUGCUCUGGCAAGAGGCGCAGCAGACCCUUGACAACAUGGACUCAGCUUGGUGUAAGACGAAUCGAAAGCUGGAGAAGAGAUGGUGUAAACCAUUGUCGGGAAACUUAAAGUGUAAUGUUGCUCUUUCUUGGAUUAAUAGUUCUUCUAUGGAUGGAGGUGCGUGGUUGGUCAGAGAUGCGCAGAGGCAGGUGGUUUACCAUGCUAGAGAUGGUUUUUCUCGAAAAGAUUCGACUGUGAGAGCGGGUUUACAAUGUAUUAUGUGGACGUUUGAAGCGUUACAGAACCUGCACAUUGAGAAGGUGGUAGUCGCUAUUGACAGUCAUAUGGUGGUGGUGGCUGUUAAUUCACCCCAUGAUUGGCCCCGGUUUUGUGCUGUUUAG
This is a messenger RNA of Camelina sativa (false flax), 1431 nucleotides long. The record is from RefSeq and is a predicted model, not a curated record. Lineage: Eukaryota; Viridiplantae; Streptophyta; Magnoliopsida; Brassicales; Brassicaceae.